CCAUCUCUAGAUAAUUUUUUGCGAUUGGACGGACGCGAACCGAAAGAAAAUACAACAUUUGAUUCGGUUUGUAUGAGUAAUAAAUAAAAUGGCCGAUGUAUUAGAUAUUGACAAUGCAGAGGAGUUCGAGGUGGACGAGGACGGUGACCAGGGCAUUGUGCGCCUGAAGGAGAAAGCGAAGCACCGCAAGGGAAGAGGGUUUGGCAGCGACAGCAACACCCGGGAGGCGAUUCACAGUUAUGAGCGGGUGCGUAACGAGGACGAUGAUGAGCUGGAGCCGGGACCACAACGAUCUGUUGAGGGCUGGAUCCUGUUCGUGACCUCUAUUCACGAGGAGGCGCAGGAGGAUGAGAUCCAGGAGAAGUUCUGCGACUACGGCGAGAUUAAAAACAUCCACCUGAACCUUGACCGGCGCACUGGGUUCUCCAAGGGUUAUGCCCUCGUCGAGUACGAAACUCACAAGCAAGCGCUCGCCGCCAAGGAGGCACUGAACGGUGCCGAAAUAAUGGGACAGACCAUCCAAGUAGACUGGUGUUUUGUUAAGGGACCAAAGCGCGUAAAAAAGUCCGACAAGCGUCGCAGAUAAAUUUAUCCCGAAUACGCAAAUACCUUUUUUAAUAGUUUAAUGCAUAUGCAACCGUAAAAAGUCUAUAUGAUAAAAAAUAAAAAAGAUUACUAAACUAA
Messenger RNA from Drosophila ficusphila, 684 nucleotides. It is a transcript of the gene tsu, whose product is annotated as RNA-binding protein 8A. The record is from RefSeq and is a predicted model, not a curated record. NCBI's taxonomy places the organism in Eukaryota, Metazoa, Arthropoda, Insecta, Diptera, Drosophilidae. The transcript is spliced from 2 exons. Gene Ontology annotation, biological process: RNA splicing. The coding region runs from base 89 to 586 and encodes 165 amino acids. Gene Ontology annotation, cellular component: nucleus; exon-exon junction complex; cytoplasm. Gene Ontology annotation, molecular function: mRNA binding.